Purpureocillium takamizusanense is the source of this 3843-nucleotide messenger RNA. RefSeq lists its product as uncharacterized. Gene Ontology annotation, molecular function: ubiquitin protein ligase activity. Gene Ontology annotation, biological process: ubiquitin-dependent protein catabolic process; protein ubiquitination. The coding region runs from base 361 to 3255 and encodes 964 amino acids. Lineage: Eukaryota; Fungi; Ascomycota; Sordariomycetes; Hypocreales; Ophiocordycipitaceae. The transcript has a single exon. The record is from RefSeq and is a predicted model, not a curated record.
CGACCCUCGGUCUUUGUUCUACCCACCUCUCCAUAACAUAGCGUUCGAGAGACACAAUCGUCAACAGUUGCUUCUCUGCCUGAGGGUGCGCUUCCGCCUCGAACUGUGUUCCGUAUACUGGUCCCGCCGGCCCGUUCGCGUCGUCGAUUGGGCGACUAGCUGGGGUUGGUGUGGAUAGGAACCUGAAGCUCGACAAUGUCUCUCUAUUGACCGCCGUCCUAAGUCUCCGAAAUCAUCGCCGCCUUGACCCCUAUCGCCGGGCGAGGAAUUAUCACGACGAAUGAAACAGGCGAUCAAAAUCAUCACCUCACCUUUGAUUGCGUUCGGAUCGCGUUGCCGCCAACGCUGAUACCGGCUACCAUGGAAGAGUACACGCGGUCUCAAGGCUUGGGACGUCUUCAUCCCUCUCUGUCACCCUCUCCGGACUCACAUGCCGCAGCUGCGUCAGGAUGGUACAAUCUGACGGCUUGGGCGGUCAACGUGACGCGCUACGCGCCAUUUCUUGAGGAUCUCAUGCGAGCCGGUCCGCGAGUUUUCACCAAACUCGGUUCCUACAUCAAUUUGGUCGAACCGUUGGACCCAUCGAGCCAAGACCAUACAUCGACAACAACGCCCAUCGACAUACUGGCCCCUCACUCGGGAGGCUCGAAUAUGUACACUCUCAUGGACGAUGCAGGGGCCGUUCCGCCAUCGGACUCCGCCUCGGGUGGCGACCCGCUCGCGCAUGUUCCGCGCUUGUCCCUCGACGGGGCGCGUGGUCUCGGGAGCGUCUUCAGUUAUGCUACCAGCAAGUGGGCCAUAUCGUGCAUUGCCAUGGCCAUCGUUCUGAAUCGAACUCACAUAUAUGCAGCUACGAGACGGAGGUUGCGGCUGCGAUGGCAUGUCCGCUUCUUGGCCCGCAUACUUCCAAUCGCGCUCCUUGCCACUCAAGUCUAUCGCCUCGUUCAAUCCGUCCAAUGCCAGACAUCUGCGGAGUUCGGCAGGUUGCGCUGGGGAGAUUCGGCAAGGAGCUCUGAGCUCAUGUUUGCGCAUCCCAAUAGGUUUCUGAACUCACUCGCCUCCGCUGUCCUCCUCGGAGCCACGGAUGAGCGGUCUUGUGUGGCCGUUGGUAUGACACUUGGCCAGGACUUGGACGACAACCGAUUAUUGCGAGGAUCCCUUUCCCGGCUUUGGCCACUUUUUGGCACGUUCUGUUUGAGUCACUUUCUCGAGACCGUGUCCUGUGCUGUACAGGGUCGCCCCCUGGCCGCAGAGACGGGCAUGACUUUGUUUGAGCAGUCUCUAGCUUUUGCCGAAGCGGAUGCAGCGGUCAGCAACCAACUUGGUUGGGACUCGUUCUCCAAAUCACCUCAAGGUCUCGGCGCUGGCUCGUCGCCCACCGGCAGUGUCAUUGCUCUGACUCGUGCGAUGAUACUACGACGGGUCAACACGGCCCCCGAGGUUCUUAUGGUAGCGACACUCUCUGCCAUGACUCACGUCACGAGUCACAUACUUGGCGUGUUCGACUGCCAGGCCAAAUAUCGUCUUGUGAACACGGGAUUUUGGGGCUUGUGUUUCAUGGCCAGCAUUGUUUGGAGUGCGUGGUCUUUCGAAUUGGGAAACCCGGCCGCACAGGGCUUGUUGAGGUUUCCAACAGUAUGCAUCAUCGGAUUCGUCCCGCAUGUUUUGGUUUUGCUGGGAAUCACGACAUGCGUCUGCAUCUAUAGCCUGGCCUUGCUGUUGUCAGCCCUGUCUCCGCCGACCGACCGCCACAGCCCUCCCUUGACCCUGCGACAGAGACUGGUGCAUGCGCACCACAAUAUGCAGGCGAACGUCUCGUUCUCCGACAUCCGAAUCACGAGAGAGAUGGAUUUCUACACGGCAUUAUUACGGACCGGCUUUGCGGCCAUCACUAUGGCGAGCGAAGCGGUCUAUCUGAACGAAGAUCGGGGUGUGAGCUUGCAACGACAUACCUGGUUGGAAGAAGCUCGAUUUCGCGAGGCAGAAGAGCUGCAGAGGCAGUGCAUAGGCAUGGGAUUGCCCAGUUCGCACCAUGAUCAGAUCGGCACGAUCGGAUUGAUACCAGUCAAGAGCGGUUCUGUCUUGGCCUCAAACGGUUACACUCGGGAACGUGCAGCGCAAAAGCUACCCAAGGGGCGCGGUGAGCGAGGGGUGCGGGUGGGCGCUGGGACUACAGAAAGAAGCUCUCGCUGGUUAAUGGCGGUUGAGUUCCUCCUGAGUAUUGGCAAGCUCGUUGCAAGAGUUGGUGCUCUGUCUGCGCUUUGGACCCUGAGUGUGCUACGCAUACGGGUGCAGCCGGCCUGGUUACUCAGCCUAGCUCGCCGCCCCAAAGCCGCGUACGAUCACGCCAACUCGUCUGACGGUGAACAAGGAGAGAGGGCUCAACAACUACCCUCACGUCAAGACACCGAGGGCUUGAUGGUUGGGAAUGACAGCUUAGACGUGGAGGCAGAGUUUCGUCGAGUAGGCUGCUUUGAAGACGAAGAAGCUCUUGACUUAGACUUGUAUCAGUACUGGGUGAAGGGCGGAUGGUGGGGAUCCAGCGACACAAGUGGUGACUUCGAACCGAGCUCGAACGACGAGGGCUGGGAUCAAUCUAGUGUCGUUACCGCGGCCAGCACAGGCAGCGACCUGGAAGAACCCGCCUCUGAAUGGGACGAAGAGGCCGAUGGGCAGAAGACGCCUACCAGACGCUCGCCUCGGCCGUCUUUGGAGGAAGCCUUACUUCAUGAUAGCCCUUUGGCUAUGGGCGAUUUGGCACGGCUGCUACACCCAACCACGCACGAAGCACGGGACGAGGCUCUGACGCUUGCAGCCCAUUUCCGGAGCAGCACGAUCAUGACGCGGGCCGCAUUUCGUCGCUCCGAACAGGUGCGUCGAGCUCGUGUGCUGACGACGAUGGGCGCCUGGCCAUCAUCAACAGCAGAUCCCACGUCUCGUAAUGCCAAACUCAGCCCCGACGAAGAAGAGCAAUUGCUGGAACAACUUCUGUUGUCCCGCCGCCAAGCGUCGCUUCGCAAUAGCUGGGUUGCACAGAGUGCGGGAAGGCCCGUUGCUCCUGGCGUCGAAGCCGAUGGUGCUGGCAGUCCGCCCUGUGUGGUCUGCCAGAGUUCGUCAAGGACCAUCAUCGUCUGGCCUUGCCGCUGCCUGAGCCUCUGUGACGACUGUCGGGUGUCGUUGGCCAUGAACAAUUUCGACAAAUGCGUAUGCUGUCGGCGGGAUGUUAUGAGUUUCAGCCGGAUAUACGUGCCUUGAUGCACAUGACAAUCGCUAUCGCCGUAUGCAAUGCAGGGGCGGCUGCGUACAGCGAGGGAUGUAGUGCGCGAGCUUUGGGGACGCGGCUGAUGCUGCGGCGCUAUUGUAAAUCAUGAUGGCGAUGAAUUUCUGGCACAGCGUGCUUCAGUAUCACACGGAACAGCGACACCGUUAAAUUCUAUUUGUUCUUGAACAUCUGCAGUGCUAUCUUUGGACACCGACCAAAUUGGUUCCCCGGCAAGCGAGGUCAGAAUUACAUGGCGGCCCAUUCGACACUGAUUGUGCAAAGCAGCGGCUGGGACAAUGUCCCUUGAGGGGUGUGCUGGCCGCCCAUGAGAAAUGCCUUCUUGACCGCUGUGGCAAGUCUGCCACCGCUCACUACAUCUAGCACUGGUAUUUCUUCAUGCCAGCCGUACUGGUUAGCCAUGAAGUGAGCAUGGAAGCGUAGAGGAUCGCCAGGAUAGACGCUAUAGCGGGCGCCGAAGCGAAGACCGGGCGUCAUGUAGAACUUGGUAGUUUGAAGAUAUCGACACAAGGGGCCGUCGAAAGCCUUGGCCACAUCAGAGGCAGGGUGCAAAGUAAUUGAAG